UAGGUUGUUAAUAAAGCAGCUAAAAUGCAUUUUGCGAUGGAAAACACUAAUUAAAUGUGUCGGUGUGUGUGUGCGUGCAUGCAAAAUUAGUAAACACAAAGUGGCAGUCACAUCCAACGCCUCUGUGCCUGUGGAAGGCACAAACACAGCACUUCAGUUACCUCCCCUUCCGUUUCUGUGGUGCACAUUGCCGCGAAUACACCUUCACCUAUACACUUUUCGCUCGCCCUCAACGUAAACGGAAAAGGCUAUCAAAAUAAGCCAACGAAGGAGAUUCUACACCUGUAAUGCUUUAAUGCUAAAAUCCAUACUCGGCGCGGAUACGAAUGAUUCUACGGAAGAUUUACCAAGCGGAGGCGGUGGUGGUGCUGAGGAGUUGCUCUUCCGUGAGGGCAGAGCCGGAAAACGGCAGAGGGCUCGAAAAAGUGUCUCCUCAGCGGGUUGUCUGGACGCGCAGCAUAUACGAAACAAUCUGAGAAUGUCCACCUCUAGCUCUAUGCGCAGCACACGUGGUGCCAGCGCCACCUCCACGGCCGCCGUGGCCGCCAGCGCACAGUCGAGCGGCAGCAGCAGUCUCGCCUACGACAGCAGCAGUAAUGGGAGCUGUGGCAGCGGCAAAGUCGUCUCACCCGGCAGCUAUAGCUGCAAUGCGUUAAACGUGGACUUCACCUCAUUUACGGCCACGCAUCAGUGGACUCGCAUGCUGGAGUGUGCGGAGUUCGUUGGCGCCAAACGCAGCAAGCACACAGUGGUCGCUUACAAGGAUGCCAUGUUCGUAUUUGGUGGCGACAAUGGCAAGAAUAUGCUCAACGAUCUAAUUAGGUUUGGCGUCAAGGAUAAGUCUUGGGGAAGAGCGUGUGCCACUGGAACGCCACCGGCACCUCGUUAUCACCACUCGGCUGUCGUCUCGGGCAGCUCAAUGUUUAUUUUUGGCGGCUACACCGGCGACAUACACUCCAAUUCAAAUUUAACAAACAAGAACGAUCUGUUCGAAUAUAAAUUCCUGAGCGCCAUGUGGGUGGAGUGGAGAUUUUCGGGCAGGCAACCCGUGCCACGCUCGGCUCAUGGUGCUGCCGUAUACGACAACAAGAUGUGGAUCUAUGCGGGAUACGAUGGCAAUGCGCGGCUGAAUGAUAUGUGGACACUGAACCUCACCGGUGAGAAUCAUCAGUGGGAAGAGGUGGAACAGCAGGGCGAUCGUCCGCCCACCUGCUGCAACUUUCCUGUUGCCGUUGCACGUGAUGCCAUGUAUGUGUUCUCGGGCCAGAGCGGACUGCAGAUCACCAAUUCGCUAUUUGAAUUUCACUUCAAGACACGCACGUGGCGGCGCAUAUCGAACGAGCCGGUGUUGCGUGGAGCUACUUCAGCACCACCUUCGCGUCGCUAUGGUCAUACAAUGGUGCAUCAUGAUCGUUUCUUGUAUGUGUUUGGCGGCUCUGCGGACUCGACGCUGCCCAAUGACCUGCACUGCUAUGAUUUGGACUCGCAGGUGUGGUCUGUGAUACAGCCUGAGCAGAACUCUGAUGUGCCAUCGGGCCGAGUGUUUCAUGCGUCGGCAGUUAUUGGCGAUGCGAUGUACAUAUUUGGCGGCACUGUCGACAAUAGCGUGCGACGUGGCGAUACCUAUCGCUUCCAGUUCUCCAGCUAUCCAAAGUGCACGCUGCGCGAUGACUUCGGCAAGUUCUUCCACGAGAAGCAGUUCUGCGACAUUCAGUUUGUGGUGGGUGCUGAGGAGGUGCGCAUCCUUGCACACAUUGCCUUUGUGGCGGCUCGCUCCAAGUAUUUACGGAAUAAGAUUCUAGCAGCACGUGAGGCGCGCCAGCAACAAAUGGAAAAGGUCUAUGGGGUGGGUAAGGUGGAUGCGUUGGCGCUGAAUACGGGCGUGGGUGCAGAUCGUGGUCCCAUGUUGGAGGUGCGGCUGGCACACGCUUCUCCCGAGGCCUUUGACAUUAUACUGAACUAUAUUUACACGGAUCGCAUUGAUCUGAAGGACUCGUACAGCAAGAACAUUAUUAUACUAAUUACGGAUAUCUAUCAGCUGGCGGGGCUUUUCAUUAUGCCGCGCCUGGCGCAUGGCUGUAUACAGUACCUCGACUACAAGAUCAACAAAGUUAAUGUCCUGGAGGCACUCUACAAUGCGGAUAAGUUCAACAUCAAAAUUAUCAAGGACCAUUGCAUGCAGUUCAUCAUUAAGGAUGAGAACUACACCGAGGUGGUCAUGUCGACCGAGUUUACUGACCUGGAUAAGCCAUUGUUGGUCGAGAUCAUACGAAAGCGCCUGCAUCCCAGCAAAUUUGUGAUGGAUACCAGCUAUGAGUCGAAUAUAGGAACAACCCUGGAGCAGGAUAUGUUAACUUUUUUGGAAGCAACCGGCAGGGAUUUCUGCGACAUAAGCCUCAUAUUGGAAGACCAUGUGAUAUUGGCACAUAAAUCUGUGUUAUCUGCACGUUGUACCUAUUUCCAGGGCAUGUUUCGUUCCUUCAUGCCUCCGGAUAAUACCGUUAAUAUACAAAUUGGAGAAAUCUCGCCAUCAUUGGAGGCAUUCCAUUCGUUGUUGCGUUACAUUUAUUAUGGGGAGACAAAAAUGCCACCACAGGAUGCGUUGUACCUGUUCCAGGCGCCGUGCUUUUAUGGCUUGGCCAACAAUCGGUUGCAUGCCUUCUGCAAGUAUUCCCUGGAGCAUAACAUUACGUAUGAGAAUGUGCUGCAGACAUUGGAGGCGUCGGACAUUACAAAAAUCUAUGACAUCAAGGAUUAUGCAUUGAAAUUGAUUGUGAAAGAUUUUGCGAAGGUAGCACGCCUGCCCAAAAUCUCUGGUUUGUCGCGCGAACUGUUGCUGGAGAUAAUACGCGCUGUGGCCGAUUCGCAAGGCGAGUUUCUAACGCGCAUCAAUAUCAAUGCCGAUAUCUGAAAACUGGUGCUGCUACAGCCGGCUUUGCAGUUGUUGCUCGCCUGGUUGCAAAUCGGACGUAGCACGUAGAGCAGCAGUAGCGGUUGGUAGCGCCUUAAUCCACAGCAACGAAUAAGCUAACAACAACCACAACAACAACAAGUAGAACGCCACCACAACCACCACCAACAACAACAAUUACUACAAAUUAUCCAAAGAAAUUGCUAGAAAAGUACUCUUCAAUUGGAGCUGGAAAGGCAAAUUUAAAUGUAAACAGAAAUAAAAACAAUGACGGUUUA
This is a messenger RNA of Scaptodrosophila lebanonensis, 3189 nucleotides long. It is a transcript of the gene Lztr1, whose product is annotated as leucine-zipper-like transcriptional regulator 1 homolog. Gene Ontology annotation, cellular component: Golgi apparatus. The coding region runs from base 296 to 2911 and encodes 871 amino acids. Gene Ontology annotation, molecular function: protein binding. The record is from RefSeq and is a predicted model, not a curated record. Lineage: Eukaryota; Metazoa; Arthropoda; Insecta; Diptera; Drosophilidae. The transcript has 8 exons.